AUGUUCUUCUCCCUGUCUUCUGAGCUGGUCUCGUCCAUUUCUUUUAGCAAGCGCCACCACCAUCCAGGAUGCUGGCCUACGACAUAUUUCGGAGCACCUUCGUGCGAAUUUUUGGAACACCCUGACUAUCUACUAUGCAUCGUCACCUCACCAGUGAUGUGUCACCUGUAUCAAAUGUGUUACAAUGCCUUUGAUGAGCGAAGGGGUCUGUGGCUAGACAUCAACUUUUGCAAUGAAUAUGGCACUCUUUGGAGCAAUUCGGAAAAGCCUCCCAUGGCAUUUCUUGUUGCAUUGGGAGGCAUUUCUACCGCUUGUGCUCGUUUUAUGGGUUUGAUCAUCUUACAUUUUGAUCUACGAAAAUUGGAGCUAUGGCGGUGGGAAAUAUAUCUGGCUUGGUCUUGGCUUUUCAUUGCUGGAGCUGCAGAUAUGUACCACAGCUCGACAUGUACUUGUGCUACAGGACAAGCUUUGACCAUGUCCGUGAUGUUCGUGACCCUAGAACUCUAUAUCAUUGGGAGACUAUUGUCCUUUAUUGCUCCGCCAUUCCUCGAGUUCAAGCAUAGGAUUGGAGCGGUGACGGAUACAAGGGUGCUUCAUGCACUAUCGCUCUUGCUCUUUGACAUUUUGAAUCUGGUACCCGGAGUGAAGGCGAUAGGUAUCAUUGGUGAAUUCGUUCCAUUCAGUAUAGGGGCUCUCAUUGUGCUAGAUUACACAGAUCCUUCAAUUGAUAAGCAGCUGAUUCAGCACUGCCAAAUGGCAUGUAAGGGGGGCCCCAAAAAGGUAUAA
This is a messenger RNA of Suillus subalutaceus, 786 nucleotides long. RefSeq lists its product as uncharacterized. The coding region runs from base 1 to 786 and encodes 261 amino acids. The transcript has 10 exons. Lineage: Eukaryota; Fungi; Basidiomycota; Agaricomycetes; Boletales; Suillaceae. The record is from RefSeq and is a predicted model, not a curated record.